Messenger RNA from Tetrahymena thermophila SB210, 1632 nucleotides. RefSeq names its product kinase domain protein. The transcript is spliced from 3 exons. The record is from RefSeq and is a predicted model, not a curated record. NCBI's taxonomy places the organism in Eukaryota, Ciliophora, Oligohymenophorea, Hymenostomatida, Tetrahymenidae. Gene Ontology annotation, biological process: protein phosphorylation. Gene Ontology annotation, molecular function: ATP binding; protein kinase activity.
AUGAGUUAGUUGUAUCAAUAAAAAAUAGAAAAUUGGUUAUAAGAAAUUUUAGAAAAGCUAGAUUAAAGAGGUAUUUCUCUUAAAAUAGUUAAGCUCAAAGGCUAAGGAUCUUUUAAGAAAGUUUAUGAAUGCGUCAAUGAGAAGACAAAAAAGAAUUUAAUACUAAAAAUUUCUCAUGGAGAAGGAAACAUUGAUUUAAAAAAUGAAUACCGAAACUCAUAGAAGAUCAACUUCUCGCCUUUGAGAUUAGUGAAAAUAGAUUAAUUGAUAUCUUUAUAAAUUAAUGAAGAAGAAUUUUGUGUAGGGAUAUCUGAAAAAGUAGCGGAAAAGAACUUAUUGAUGACUAUAGAAUCAAGAGAGAGGCCAAAUAUUGAAAACUCUUUAAAAAUGCUGAUUGAUAUUUUGUUUGCAGCUUCUGAGUGCGAUAUUUCAAAUUUUUAGCAUUUAGAUGUUAAACUAGAAAAUAUUGUUAUAAAAAAUGGAGAUUUUUAUUUAAUUGACUUCUCUUCCUCACCCGAAGAUUAAUUUGCUACAAUCACAUAAAGUUAUAGUCCAUUAGAUUACAUCACAAAAAAAACUAUCAAAAGAUAUGAUAUACAUUGUGUAGGACUUUCCUGUAUGCUCAAAAUACUUUGCUAAACUUUUAAAAUCGAUUUUACUGAGUAUUAAAAUCAUUUAAUCUAACAAAUUGAUGAAUCUAGAUUUAAUUAAAUGUAAAGGGCUUACGCAUAUAUAACUUUACAUUUAAUGCAAAAUGAUAAGCUAAAUUAUAAAUAGCCUAAAUAUCUAUUAAAUGCUGACAGAAUUCUCUAAGAAGAAAAUUAAAUAUAAUCGUAUUAUAGUUUAUUUACUACAUUAGAAAUUGCUGAAUUUUAUUUUGAAUAAAAUAACUAUGAGCUUUGCGAUAAAUACUUAAAAAAAUUAGAAUACCUUCAAAAUGAUGAAAAUGAUAAAGAAUUGAAACUUUUAUACCUAAGGAUAGAUUAUUAUAAGCUGCUAUUUAAGUUAAAUUAAAAUUAAAAUUAUUAAACAGACUUACACUUGCAAUAUCUUAACAAAGCUAUUUAAUUAACUUGUAAUUUAGAAAAAAAACAUCCACUUAGAUUAUUUUUACUCAAAAUUAAAGAUGAGUGUUACAAAUAAAUUUUAAUGAGAGAUGAUAAUACUCAGUGUUUCUAGGAAUACGAGGCUCUAAAUGACAGUGCAAUUGAUAAUGAAUAUCCUGCUCCCACUGAUUAUAAUUAUUAAGAUUUACUAAAAUAUAAGGUUGCUAAAUGUCAAAAAAAUGAAGAUUUUUUUUCAGCUGAAAGAUAUUUGGAAGAUAUCUUAAAAAUUAAUUAAAAUUUAUACGGAAAAGCAAGCUUAAAUGCAGCUCAAGUGUUAGAAAAACUAUUCUAAAACUAAAGAAACAUUUAUAAAACUAUUUAAGAAGAUAGAUAUGAAAGAAAUCAACCUAAAAAAGAGAUUGUUGAAAGUAAAAGUAUAGAGAAUUUCAAAAAUGUUUUAGACUUAGAAUGUUGCGACUUAGAAAAACUGACAGAAUAAAUCUAAUAUUGCGAGAAAGUAAUUGAAAGAGCUGAAAUAUUUUUAUUGUAUAAAAUACCUGCUUCUCAACUGUAUCAAAAAGAAUGA